CUACCUACCAAUCAACGAGCCGACAAACAAACAAACAAACAAGCACCUAAGCUAACUACCUCACCUCCCUUCCUCCCCAGAAUCCGAUCCCACAAAACCAACCAUUACCACCACCACCACCACCACCAAAAUGACCACCCAACCCCGCUUCUCCCCCGCCGAUAUCACCGUGGUCUUCAUCCUCGGCGGCCCCGGCAGUGGCAAAGGCACACAAUCCAGCAACCUAGUCCGCGACUACGGUUUCACCCACCUGAGCGCCGGCGACCUCCUGCGCGCUGAGCAAGUCCGCGAAGGCAGCCAAUACGGCGACCUCAUCAAGACCUACAUCCGCGAGGGCAAGAUCGUGCCCAUGGAGAUCACCGUCGCAUUGCUGUCCAACGCCAUGGCCGACGCCCUGGCCUCCGGCGAGAAACAACAGCAAGCGGGUGGCCCCAAGCCCCGCUUCCUCAUUGAUGGGUUCCCCCGCAAGCUCGACCAGGCCGUGUUCUUCGAGGAUACCGUGUGUCCGUCGGAGAUGACCUUGUUCUUGGAUUGUCCUGAGGAGGUCAUGGAGACGAGGUUGUUGAAGCGUGGAGAGACCUCCGGUAGGGAUGAUGAUAAUGCGGAGAGUAUCCGGAAGAGGUUCCGUACGUUCGUCGAGACUAGUAUGCCUGUUGUCAAGGCGUUCGAGGAGCAAAAUAAGGUGGUUUCGGUGACGGCGACGGGAUCGGUCGAUGAGGUGUAUGAGCGCAUUCGCGAGGGUUUCAAGAGUAAGGGCAUUAAUCCUUUGUAAGGUUGGUUUUUUUGGGUUCUGAAAAUAUUAUAUCAUGUGUGUAUGGUUGGGUGGUACAUAGAUGGAUAGAUGGUAGGUAGAUACGUGAGAGCCACAUUGAUGGGUAGUAAAUUUAACUACAUCAUAUCCUGAUUACUACUGUAUAUAU
Aspergillus vadensis CBS 113365 is the source of this 920-nucleotide messenger RNA. It is a transcript of the gene ura6, whose product is annotated as uridylate kinase ura6. Gene Ontology annotation, cellular component: cytoplasm; nucleus. The transcript has a single exon. Lineage: Eukaryota; Fungi; Ascomycota; Eurotiomycetes; Eurotiales; Aspergillaceae. The coding region runs from base 131 to 772 and encodes 213 amino acids. Gene Ontology annotation, molecular function: UMP kinase activity; ATP binding. The record is from RefSeq and is a predicted model, not a curated record. Gene Ontology annotation, biological process: UDP biosynthetic process; CDP biosynthetic process; 'de novo' pyrimidine nucleobase biosynthetic process.